Molecule: messenger RNA, 1005 nt
Organism: Penicillium longicatenatum
Lineage: Eukaryota; Fungi; Ascomycota; Eurotiomycetes; Eurotiales; Aspergillaceae
Product: amidohydrolase family protein
Exons: 2
Coding region: 1-1005 (334 amino acids)
Biological process (GO): secondary metabolic process
Cellular component (GO): cytoplasm; cytosol
Molecular function (GO): hydrolase activity; carboxy-lyase activity
Source: RefSeq, a predicted model, not a curated record
AUGGAGAAGAUUGAUCUUCACGCACACUGCGUACCGGCCUCCUAUCGCGAGUACUGUCUCGAGAAUGACUUCGCAGGAAGAGGCCAUCCCGACGGAAUGCCAGCGAUUCCGGAUUGGGAUGCCCUUUCCCACAUUGAGCUGAUGAAAAAGCUCAACAUCACAAAAUCAGUUCUCAGCAUGUCGUCACCAGGCACACAUCUGACUCCGGGGAAUGACGAAGAGGCCCGGUCUCUGACCCGCCGAAUCAACGAGGACAUGUCAAAGGUUUGCUCCGAGCACAGCGAACACUUCAUUUUCUUCGCAUCCCUUCCACUGCCCGAUGUCGAAGGCUCUCUUGCCGAGAUCGACUACGCCCUUGACCACCUCGGUGCCGUAGGUUUCCAAAUCUUGACCAAUUCCCACGGCAUCUACCCCGGAGACCCAAGGUUCGCAGGAGUGUUCGACAAACUCAGCGAAAGAAAAGCAACCGUCUUUUUCCAUCCGACUAGCUGCCACAUACAGAGCCCGGAAACUGAAUCUGUCAUCCGGGUAACUCCGAACCCAGGAGUACCCAACCCCUUGAUGGAAUUCAUGUUCGAUACCACCCGCUCCAUCGCCAGUCUUAUCACUUCUGGAACAGUGACUAGGUGCCCAGGAAUCACUUUCUUGAUAUGCCACUGUGGAGCGACAUUACCGCCAAUCAUAUCACGUAUUGCGGAAUUUUCCAAGUUCCUAGGUGGGAACGCCGUAACAGAGAAGGAAAUCAAGAACGUGCUGCAGACUCGUUUCUAUAUUGAUAUCGCUGGUGUUCCUUUCCCGGACCAGAUUCAUGGAAUGCUGCGGGCUGUCGAUACAUCUAGACUUGUGUAUGGGAGUGACUAUCCAUACACCCCGGCUCCUGCUGUUGGGGCUUUGGCCAAAAGAUUGGACGAUAAUCUCGAGGAGAGCUUUGGAUCGGGAACGGCGCAGAAAAUACUGUCUAAGAAUGCCAAGGGGCUGAUGUCUCAAUUCCGGCCAGCUCUCUAG